Molecule: messenger RNA, 3387 nt
Organism: Teleopsis dalmanni
Lineage: Eukaryota; Metazoa; Arthropoda; Insecta; Diptera; Diopsidae
Exons: 3
Coding region: 44-3148 (1034 amino acids)
Biological process (GO): regulation of transcription by RNA polymerase II
Molecular function (GO): RNA polymerase II cis-regulatory region sequence-specific DNA binding; DNA-binding transcription factor activity, RNA polymerase II-specific
Source: RefSeq, a predicted model, not a curated record
AAAUUAACGCACUUUUUUACGAAACAAACAACGUUUAAAUAAAAUGGAAAUGGCCAGCAGCGCAGCUAAUAGUGCUCUAAGCAGCGCCACUUCGCGUAGUGGAAAUGCGUUGCCCUCGCUUUUUGGGGACCAUAGCGUCAGUGGCGGUGUCGGUUCAACAACUGCUGGCAAAGAUCUUGAUGGUCUAAUGGCCAUGAAUGACAGUGCUCUGUCGCAACAAAUCGAAUUUAUAUUGCAGGAUGCUCCUAUGGAGCAAGACGAUGAAGUUGUAAAUGGAAUGGUGACGGAAAAUAGUAUUGUCACUAGCAAUAAAAUAAAAUUAAAAAACCCACCGAACAAUAUCAUAACAAGCGCUUCCGAUUAUAAUCACUCAGCGGAGGGAACAACAAUUGUCGCCAAUACGCAAUCUGCUCAACAGCUAAACCAGUUGCAUGAGCGUCGCAUAAUUAUACAAUCAAGAGCUGUUGCCGCUAUUAAAGAGGAAGAUGAUAUGGAGGAUCCAGAAUUGAAUGAUGAAAAUUUACAAGAUAUAGCAGAGGAAGCGCAGGCCGCAGACGAAGAUGAAGAUCCACCACAUUUGCACACACACGUAAAAUUAGAGCGACAGGAUCCGAAUGAAAUGAGUUCAGAUAAUAAUAUGGAAUAUAUCACAACACCAACAAUUACUACACACCAUUCAGCACUUGUGUCGCAGGCACCACAACUGGUAUUGCCAGCUGGUUCAAUAGUAAGUACUUCCGGCAGAGCUUUAUCAGUUCCAGUAUCUGAAGCAUUGGUACAACUACAACGACGUCCUGUUUACAUAAGCAACUCUUUGGGCGGUGUGACGGGUGCUACAUUCGUGCGUAUGCCUGCUGUUAUAAGUAGAAAUCCAAUGACAGUGCUUAAUGUAGUGCAGCAAGGUGUGCCUGUGGGUGGACCUACAACACAACUCAUUCUGCAAGCAGCUCCAGUUUCAAAUUCAACAGCAACUUCAGUCGUUGUGAACUCUAGUAAUUCUGCCAUUGUAGCCGCAAGUUCAACAAAUACUUCCUUGCCCAUAACUGACACAGUUGUUGCUGCACCAUCCACAGCAAUUGUUUCAGCAUCUUCCACAACCGCUCCAUUGCCAUCAAGUUCAACAACAAUCAAUAAUGCACCUGUUAGCGCAUCACCAUUAUCAACUUCUAAUGUUGUCGUCCAAGCAAGCUCAACACCGACUACCGCUGCAGCAUCCACCACUACCACAACUUAUCAAUGCUUAGAGUGCGUUGAAAAGUUCGAUUCUAAAGAACUAUUCGAUAUCCAUCGUUCCGGUCAUGCCAAUAACAUGAAAUGCGCUAUUUGCAAUAUGGUUUUGAAGUCUCUCAAGAACUAUGAGAAACACUGUCUGCGUUGCAAGCCUUACGAGUGCCAGAUAUGUGGGCGUGUUGUACGUUUCAGACCAAAUUUUAUUAAACACAUGCGAGUUCACACCGGUCAGCAAUCGGAACGACACAAAUAUAAAUGCGAUGUCUGCCACAAAGAGUUUAUGAGCUUCGAGUACUUUAAGGUGCACAAAAAAAUUCACAACGAAAACGUUAAUCUAACAUGUGAAAUAUGUGGGAAAGUAUUUAGCGCUCUAGCAUCUUUACGCGGUCAUUCAAAACUACAUUCUGGCGUUAAACUACAUAAAUGUGAUGUUUGUGGUAAAGGCUUUGGUCAACGUUACAAUUUAAAAAUUCAUGCUCGCACACAUACUGGUGAUUUUCCUUUCGAAUGCAAAAUCUGUAAUAAAAAGUUGCACACGCAAUCCUCGCUUCAAACACAUAUGCAGGUGCAUCAACGUGAUCAAACCUCUCAAGUAACCACAACUAUUAAAUAUGAGCAAUCCUCGUCCACUACAACAAGUAGUGGCACUUCAAACACAAAAACUUCUACUACACCGGCUAUAGUGAAGUUGGAACCACAAUCAAGUCUUGAUGGUCCCAGCACUAGCGGGUUGCAACAUCAGCAUCACGAUGAUAUGGAUGAUAAUUCAGGCAUGAGUGAUGGCAUGCAUGGUACACACAUUGUAACUACUACAUCCACUAUUAAGAAUUCACAUUUAACUACUGGUGAUGAUUCUUCGAAUGAAUCAAACGCAUCUCAUGAAUUGCAACGCCACCAACACCAACAGCACCAGCAACAAUUGCUUUUAUCCACACCCACACGUACUAUUGUUUUCAAAAAUUAUAUGCAAAAUGAUCCAAAUAUAAGUGGCAUCACUCAGCAACAAACUCAAGUUAUACAGGGUGUUGGUUCGAGUAGUACUUUACAGCAACAAUUACUGCGUAAAACACCAAUUAUACAUUCAACUGGUGGAGCCACAACGCUUUCUUCCGCACUAGCCAGUGUAGUGCAACAAACAGGUAUAUCGCCAUCACCAUCACCAUCGUCCUCUUCAACUUCGUGUUCCUCAUCUGUUGUGGUCUCUAAGACAUUAGCUCUUGGUUCUGUUGGCAUUGGUACCUCAACUAUACGUAGCACACAUAAUCAUAACUCGAAUUCAAUCAGCAACAAUCAUCGUGCAUUGCAACGCAAUAACCACCGAAACCACCACCGACAUCGCCAUCCAGCUGAUUUGGAUGAUGAUGAAAAUGACCACGAUCCCAAUUUACAUCGUGCUACAAAUGGCCGACAUUUUGAUGAUGAUGACGAUGAUGAGAAAUCUUCCCCGUCCCUGGCUACAACUGCCAUUAUUAAAACUGAACCAAACUUUUACUCUUCCGGUUCGGGUGAUAAUUCAAAUGAUUUACUUAUUAAAAAGGAAAUAAUGUUUGAAGAUUCAGCCGCGCCGCAAUCUCCACAUUCACCACCGAGUUCAAAAUAUCGCAUAUCAAACUUUGAUAGUGAUCUUGUAGACCACCAUGUCGAUUUAACUCAUGUGCUGCCACCUUACGGAAAUCUUUUCGAACCGCAUUCCAUACCUGACAGCAUACCAACACAAUUAUAUCCAGAUGACGAUGAUGAUUUUCGUUUAGAUCAUAGCUCAUUAGGUGCUCUACAUAAUACAUCAUCCUCUACGAAUGAUGGUGAUUUUAUUAAAAAAGAAUGGGCAUACGGAGCUGGUUCCAGUUACACUAUGAAUGGUAAAUUUGAUGAUGAUAGUGAUGCACUUUGUGAUGCUGCAAGUUUUAUUUAUAAUUAAAUUCAUAAUUAAAUAAUUUGGACAUAAAAUGAAAGCGGACAACUUACCACUCUAUGUUAACUGAUGGAUUGAAUUCAAAGAGUAAGUUAAGUAUGAAAUUGAUGGGUGAUGAGAUUAGCAAACAUACAUAUUAUAUUAUUGGAUAGAUUUUAAUUUAAUUGUUUGACAAAUUAUAAUUAUAUUUAACGAUUUAAAUUUGCAAGUGAAUUUAAAAACUUGUGUUACAAAUGCCAAUAUUA